GGGGUACUUGUGACGCGGAAGGAGACUGUAUAAAACCACGUGUUUGGCGCAGGAGAACCGCAUCAUUUCAAAAUGCGGCAUCUACAUAUCCUUUUCUAUUUGAUCUCGUCCGGCCUACUUGGUGCCAUCGGGAUCCUCGACAUCCACUUCGAACCCCACCCAUCGUAUCUCCAAGACGAAGCACUACUGAUGUGGAUCCUGCGGGGGUUGCGGAACAGUUACAUCCCCGUUGUCUAUCGGGAUGCCCGGCUGGAUGCUGGAGACGGACUGACCAGAGGAAUCCCCCACGAAAUGGCCACGGUGGAAUUCGGAAUGGAUGCCGGAUCGGUGCCUAAGGUGGACACGGUUGCCUGGGAUGAGGGAUCGUACUUGCAGCAUACUUUCAUCUUCCUCUCUCGUGACCGUCGGCUCAUCAACAGGACUCUGGAAUCCAAUGAUGAACUACUGAAAGGUACGACGAAGCUUUUCGUGUACCUGGGAACCCUGAGUGAAUCCAUGGUGAAGUCCUUCUACAAGGCCUUCCCUGGGGAGAACACCUACCUCUUCGGAUACAUGCCCCUGACGGAGAGAAACGGGAGUUCCACGGCCGUGUCCUUCCGUGUCUACAAUCGCUGUCUCUACUGCCAAGGAGGGAAACCAAAGGUCGUACUCGUCGAUGCGGUCUCUUGGGCUCUGGGAGACACCAUGCAAUCGAAAAUGGCCCCCCCAACGUCCAGUUUCACUGGGAACUUCUAUGGAGCAAGGCUCCGCAUUGGCGCCAACCUCGGGGAGCCAUUCAUCCACUUCGUCGAGGGCCAGAAGAAGAAUUCGACCCCAGAGGGCUAUGCCGUGGACUUGGUCAACGCUCUAGCCGCAAAACUCAACUUCACCUACGACUUCGUUCUCGUCGAAGAAGGGAAGCUGUUUCUGGUCGACGGAGUGCCCGGUGGGCUGAUUGGGCUGGUCCAUAGAGCCGAGGUGGACUUCGGGAUCUCGGGACGCCUGCGCAGCCGCGGCUAUUAUCGGUACGUGAAGUACUCCACGCCGUACACGGUGGAUCGUAUCGUGAUGAUCGUAAAUAAGCCUCAGCGGGUGUCACCGUCCUCGCACCCGUUUGCCAGUUUCUCCUUGGCUUUCCUUCUCACUUGGGUCGCGUCGAUGGUGUUCUUCACCUUUUUCAUUAUGGGCAUCAGACGCUUUUUAUUCACUGGGGUUUCGUUUGUGGAACCGACAUGGUUAUCAGUAUAUCGUGUGACCACCUAUGUUUCGAUUCCUCAACGUGUCUACCUCCGCCAGUCGUCAUACCGGCUCUCUUUCGGCUUCCUCUGGCUCGCCAUGGUCAUAUUCUACGUCAUCUACCAGGCUUCGCUCCAAUCCAUGCUGAACGUCACGGAAUUCGCGUCACCUGUGAAUACCAUCGAUGACUUCGAGGACCAGGGCUUGCAAUGGCUGGUGAACGAGGGCAGUACUGCAGAUUCUUACUUCCAGGGCAACUCUUAUAUGGAGUCCGUAAAAGUCCGGUAUGUCGGGAACGAGUCAGCCUUGGAUAUCAUGAUGAAGAAUCCCCACACGUACGGGACGGUGAGCGAUAUGAUCAGCUUCCUGGUACAACUCAAUCGCCACCGGCAGGCGGAUGGCUCAAACCCUUUCUGGACACUGCGAGAGACUGUUGAUAUGUUCCUAUUGUCCAUCCCGUUUCCAAAGUUGUCACUCUUGCUAGAGUCAUUCAAUCGGGUCAUUCGACGGCUCAUAGAUGGGGGCAUCCUGAAGCGCUGGCGCGAGAUGGCGCAAUUCCGGAUUCAGCUGCGCCACGUCAAUGAUAUUCUCACCAGGAAGGAUAGUUAUUCCGAAAUGCAGCAGGUGGAGACAUUAUUACCAUUGGGGAUAGCUCAUCUCGUCGGGCCUUUCUAUCUCCUCGUGGCUGGAGAGGCGAUCGCCUUGGUCGUAUUUUUCAUCGAACUUUUCGCGGAAGUUGUGGCCAAGAGAAAUGGAGAGGCCUGCUUGGCUGUUGCUGGGAUGGAUGAUGGGGAUUCCCUAGUUCUUCUUCAGACGGUGGAAAUGGAACCUCAUCAGUUCGACAUGCAGCAGCUCCGGCUUCUCGUCUGGCUGCUCCUGAUGGGGCCCAUCGAGACCAUCGGAAUUCUUGACCUUCAGCUCGAUCCGGUGUCGCCAUACGAGGCUCUAGUGGCGUGGAUCCUGCGGAGACUGAAAUAUGAUUACUACCCCGUCGUCUAUCGGGAUGUCGGGCUGGAUGACGAUGACGGGCUGGGAUCGGAGGUGCCCUACGAGGUGGCCACGAUGGAGUUCCAGAUGGAUGCGGGUAGGGUUCCUCAAGUGGACGUGGAUGCCUGGGAUAGGGGCUCGGCCGUGCCACACGUCUACAUCUUCCUCACAAGGGACAGUCGGCUCCUAAAUAAGGAGUUGUUCGAUCGGGUCAUACGGAGUCUCGUGGAUAUGGGCAUCGUCGACCACUGGCUGGACAUGGCUCAGUUCCGGAUCCGACUCCGUAGCGUCCAAAACAUCGUCAAACGAGCUGACAGUUAUUCGGAGGCGAGUCGCGUGGAGGAGCUGGCGCCUUUGGGGAUAUCUCAUCUGGUCGGGGCAUUUUACUUCCUGAUUGCCGGCGAGGCGAUCGGGUGCAUUAUUUUCUUCGUGGAGGUCUUCGUCGGAGCACGGCUCCCUUCUGUCCGAUCUGCUCCGGCGCGACCAGGCCUGGCUCUUGCCAGGACUCCCCUAGUACCGACCAACUCUUUCCACCUUUCGUCCGAUAUUUGA
Darwinula stevensoni is the source of this 2754-nucleotide messenger RNA. The record is from the annotation of a GenBank genome assembly. NCBI's taxonomy places the organism in Eukaryota, Metazoa, Arthropoda, Ostracoda, Podocopida, Darwinulidae.